Molecule: messenger RNA, 975 nt
Organism: Mizuhopecten yessoensis (Yesso scallop)
Lineage: Eukaryota; Metazoa; Mollusca; Bivalvia; Pectinida; Pectinidae
Product: DEAD-box ATP-dependent RNA helicase 42-like
Exons: 3
Coding region: 1-975 (324 amino acids)
Source: RefSeq, a predicted model, not a curated record
AUGACAGAGCGAGAGGACAAACGACAGAGCGAGAGGACAAAUGACAGAGCAAGAGGACAAAUGACAGAGCGAGAGGACAAACAACAGAGCAAGAGGACAAAUGACAGAAGCGAGAGGACAAACGACAGAGCAAGAGGAGAAACGACAGAGCAAGAGGACAAACGCGGAUCAAGAGGACAAACAACAGAGCAAGAGGACAAACGACAGAGCAAGAGGACAAACGACAGAGCAAGAGGACAAACGACAGAGCAAAAGGACAAACGACAGAGCAAGAGGACAAACGACAGAGCAAGAGGACAAACGACAGAGCAAGAGGACAAACGACAGAGCAAGAGGACAAACGACAGAGCAAGAGGACAAACGACAGAGCAAGAGGACAAACGACAGAGCAAGAGGACAAACGACAGAGCAAGAGGACAAACGACAGAGCAAGAGGACAAACGACAGAGCAAGAGGACAAACGACAGAGCAAGAGGACAAACGACAGAGCAAGAGGACAAACGACAGAGCAAAAGGACAAACAUCAGAGCAAGAGGACAAUCGACAGAGCAAGAGGUCAAAAGGACAGAGCAAGUGGACAAACAACAGAGCAAGAGGACAAACAACAGAGCAAGAGGAAAAAUGACAGAAACAAGGGGACAAACAACAGAGCGAGAGGACAAACGACAGAGCAAGAGGACAAACGACAGAGCAAGAGGACAAACGACAGAGCGAGAGAACAAACUACAGAGCAAGAGGACAAACGACAGAGCAAGAGGACAAACGACAGAGCGAGAGAACAAACUACAGAGCAAGAGGACAAACGACAGAGCAAAAGGACAAACAACAGAACAAGAGGACAAACAACAGAGCGAGAGGAUAAACGACAGAGCGAGAGAACAAACUAUAGAGCAAGAGGACAAACGACAGAGCAAGAGGACAAACGACAGAGCAAGAGGACAAAUGACAGAGCAAGAGGACAAACGACAGAGCUAG